AUGGCCACGACGCUCCUGCACACCCCCUCCCGCGCCUCCUCCAACGGCUCCUCCCACGUCCCCCUCACGCGGCAGAACACGAUGAGCUCGCAGGACGGGACGCGCUCGAUGCGCGCGUCGAAGCGGUAUUCCGUGACGGCGCUGUAUUUGUCGAUGAAUGCGAAUCAGCGGGAUUUGGAGAUUGAGGAUGAUUUGGCUAGAGCUCAGAAAGCGCUUCGAGACUUGAAGGCUAGGAUAUCGUCGCAGUCGAAGAAGAACUUUGUGCUUGAGAAGGAUGUGAGAUAUCUUGAUUCGCGGAUAGCGCUGCUGGUGCAGAAUCGGAUGGCUUUGGAAGAGAGAGACGAAGUCGCAAGCCACCUGGAAGAUCCAUCAGAUCUCUCCGAAGGAUCGUUCCCGAACGACGAGAAGACACAGAAGUACGGCAAUCUGCUGUUCUUACUGCAAAGCGAACCGCGACACAUUGCACAUCUCUGCCGGCUGGUCACCAUGGCCGAGAUCGAUCAGCUACUACAGACAGUCAUGUUCACGAUUUACGGCAAUCAAUACGAGAGCCGAGAAGAGCACUUGCUACUGACGAUGUUCCAGUCCGUCUUAACGUGGCAAUUCGACAACACACCCGACUACUCUUCCCUACUCCGGGCAAACACCCCAGUAUCACGAAUGAUGACCACCUACACGCGGCGAGGGCCCGGACAGAGCUACCUCAAGACCGUGCUUGCGGACCGGAUCAACUCGCUGAUCGAGAUUAAGGACCUCGAUCUGGAGAUCAACCCUCUGAAGGUGUACGAAACCAUGAUCGAUAAGAUCGAAUCAGGCGGCAAAGACCUUCCAGCAGGGCUCACGAAAGGCAUCACGGCAGAACAAGCGGCGGCGAACGAGAACGUCCAGCGGAUCAUUGCACCACGGAUAGACAUGCUGAUUGAGAUUGCCAACUCAUUCUUGGACACCAUUAUUGAUGGACUGGAGGAAACACCGUACGGCAUCCGAUGGAUAUGCAAGCAGAUCCGAAGUCUUACGAGGCGAAAAUACCCAGAUGCGCAGGAACAGACCAUUUGCACACUCAUUGGCGGCUUCUUCUUCCUGCGCUUCAUCAACCCGGCCAUUGUGACACCCCGGUCAUAUAUGCUCAUCGAGCAGACACCGUCAGAGAACCCGAAGCGGACAUUGACCUAUGUGGCGAAGAUGCUGCAGAAUCUUGCCAACAAGCCCAGCUAUGCGAAGGAGCCAUACAUGGUCCGGCUUCAACCAUUCAUCCAGCAGAACAAGGAGCGCAUCAACAAGUUUAUGAUGGAUCUUUGUGAGGUGCAGGACUUCUAUGAAACACUGGAGAUGGACAACUACGUAGCGUUGUCGAAGCGGGACCUGGAGCUGUCAAUCACGCUCAACGAAGUCUACUCUACCCACACCCUGCUUGAGAAGCACAACAAAGAACUCGCAAAGGACGAGAGCUCACAUCUCAGCCAACUACUAACAGAACUCGGACCAGCGCCACCACAGCUACCGCGAAAGGAGAACCGGCAGAUCAACCUCCCCCUCUUCAGCAAAUGGGAGACCUCCCUCGACGACGUGACCUCCGCCCUGGACAUCACGCAAGAAGAAGUCUACUUUAUGGAAGCCAAAGCGACCUUCGUCAUCAUCAUGCGCUCCCUCCCCGGCAACUCGGUCGUCACCCGGCGGCCACUCCGCCUCGACCGCGUCGCCGAAGCCGCCGCCACCACCAAAAACGACUCCGUCAUGGUCCGCAAAGGCAUCCGCGCGAUGGAGCUCCUCAACCAGCUCCAAGAACUCGGCAUCAUCGACCGCGAAGACCACUUCGCCCUGCUCCGCGACGAAGUCGAGCAGGAGCUGGUCCACCUCGGGUCCCUCAAAGAGAAAGUUUUGGCAGAGACGGACAAGCUCGACGAAGUCUACCGCACGAUCCGCGACCACAACACCUACCUCGUCGGGCAGCUGGAAACCUACAAAUCCUACCUGCACAACGUGCGCGGGCAAAGCGAAGGCACGAACAAACGCGGCCAGAACACGAACAAAGUCCUCGGGCCGUACAAAUUCACGCACCAAGAGCUCGAAAAACAAGGCGUGAUUCAGAAAUCCAACGUCCCCGAAAACCGACGCGCCAACAUCUACUUCAACAUCACCAGCCCGUCGCCGGGGACUUUUGUCAUCAGUUUGCAUUACAAAGGCAGGAAUCGGGGUUUGCUGGAACUGGAUUUGAAGCUGGACGAUUUGCUCGAGAUGCAGAAGGAGCAGCAGGAGGAUUUGGAUUUGGAGUAUGUGCAGUUCAAUGUUAGUAAAGUGUUGGGACUGUUGAAUAAGCGGUUUGCGCGGAAGGGGCGGUGGUAA
This is a messenger RNA of Saxophila tyrrhenica, 2343 nucleotides long. It is a transcript of the gene gap1, whose product is annotated as RasGAP protein. Gene Ontology annotation, biological process: regulation of GTPase activity; negative regulation of Ras protein signal transduction. Gene Ontology annotation, cellular component: cell cortex. Gene Ontology annotation, molecular function: protein binding; GTPase activator activity. The record is from RefSeq and is a predicted model, not a curated record. Bases 1 to 2343 code for a protein of 780 amino acids. Lineage: Eukaryota; Fungi; Ascomycota; Dothideomycetes; Mycosphaerellales; Extremaceae. The transcript has 4 exons.